GCCGCAGUCAUUCGCUUGUUUAUUCCUGGUCUGUGUCGCACCGCUGAUUCACUGACUUCACCUGAUUACCUGGAGCCAGAGUCGGCGUUUACACCUCAGACUAUAGCGCACAGCUCCUCCGCAUAAAGAGGAUCAUCGGGUGUAAUCGAGAAGAGGCUGCUGGGCCAAGUUCCACUUUGGGAUCAUAAAUAUUUAUAUUAAAUUACCUCUCCGGGUGAAUCUAUAAAAGUCUGGGUUCAUGCCGGAUUUCGAGCACUUCAGAUUUUCCUACUCUAGUAUGAAUCCGGUCCUGGAGGAGAGCGGUUUCCUGGCCCCGCAGCAGCAACAUCCCCAAAUGCCGAGCCAAACAGAUUCCGCAAUCCCAGACCCGGGCUACUUCCUGGGGGACCACGGCAGGUUCGGGCUUGAUGGGUUGUCCGGGCUGGACCUGGGCGCUCUGCCACCGUCGGGCCUCGCCUACCUGCACCUGAGCAGCCCCUUGCACCGCGUCCCCCCGGCGGCCACGGCUCUGCGCAACGACCUGGGCUCCAACAUCAGCGUGCUGAAGACCCUGAACCUGCGCUUCCGCUGCUUUCUGGCCAAAGUGCACGAGCUGGAGCGCAGGAACAAGGUGCUGGAGAAGCAGCUGCAGCAGGCUUUGGAGGGCAAUAGCGGGGGCGAUGGACACCAGAAGCCCCUCACUAAAGACAUGGGAGUCCAGACCGGAUUCAUCGGGCCUAUCCCUGCAAGGCCGGGUUUCAUCCCGCUCCUCAACGCCAACAAUUCUGCCUACCUGCCCGGAGGCCUCCUCUCCCCCACUUUGAACCCCCCUCCUCUGUUUGACAACAAAUACCUGAGCACGGAUUCAAACUCCAACCUCACCACCUCCGGCUUCUCCAUCAGCCCGGCUCUGAGUCCCAUGGACCCAACCAAAACCAUCACCAACAUCAACGAGAAGUACUCCACCCACACCGGGACAAACACCUCCAACGCUCCCCCACCUCCCCCUCCUCCGCCACCUCGCUUCCUCCCCGGGACGAUCUGGUCUUUCAACCACACCCGCCGCUUUGGCACCGGGAGGGAGUCGUGCGUCACGGGGCCCGGGGUCUCCUGGACGCACCCGGACGGUGUUGGAGUCCAGAUCGACACCAUCACGCCGGAGAUCAGGGCUCUGUACAACGUGCUGGCCAAAGUGAAGAGAGAAAGGGAUGAAUAUAAGAGGAGAUGGGAGGAAGAGUACACAGCCAGAAUGGACCUGCAGGAGAAGGUGGCUGAACUCGAGGAGGACCUGCAGGAGAGCGAGGUGUGUCAGGACGAGCUGGCUCUGAGGGUGAAGCGGCUGAAAGAGGAGCUCGUUCUCUUCAAAGGACUCGUCAGCAACAACCUGUCAGAUCUGGACACUAAAAUCCAGGAAAAGGCCAUGAAGGUGGACAUGGAUAUCUGCCGCCGGAUUGACAUCACCGCCCGCCUCUGUGACGUUGCCCAGCAGAGGAACUGCGAGGACAUGAAUCACAUCUUUCAGCAGGUGCCCACGCCGCCCUCCACUUUGAGCCGACGGGUCAGAAAACACAGCGGGCAGUCAUCGAAGGGCGGGGACGGAGACGAGCUCAGCGUGUCGGAGAGCGAGGGAGGUGGGGCCAAAAGCGAGGAUUCGUGCAGCACGUCGGCCAAUCAGAUUAAUGAGCAGAUGCAGAAGAUGCUAAACCAGCUGAGGGAGUGUGAGUUUGAGGAUGACUGUGACAGUCUGGCCUGGGAGGAAACUGAAGAAACUCUUCUGCUGUGGGAAGAUUUUCCAGGAUACACACUGGGAGUGGAACCACAAGGAGAGGAUGAGUCCAUUGAGGAAGUGAUCAAAGACACGGAGUCUCUGUUCAAAUCCAGAGAGAAGGAAUACCAGGACACCAUCGACCAGAUAGAGCUGGAACUGGCCACAGCGAAGAGCGACAUGAACCGCCACCUGCACGAGUACAUGGAGAUGUGUUCAAUGAAGAGAGGCCUGGAUGUCCAGAUGGAGACCUGCAGGAGGCUCAUCACACAGAGCGGAGACAGGAAGUCCACCUCGCUCAUCUCGCUGACGGUGGAUGACUCUGACAGCGAGGAGAAGGACAGGAAGAAGCCGGCGCUGCCCGCCGACUCAGAGAUCAGCGACUCCUGCUGCGACGUCAACGCCGCCAUCCCACCUCUGACCUGGAGGAAACCCUAAUACACGCUUCCUCUGAGGAAGAACAAGGCAGAGCUUCCACACGUCUAAAAUCAUGUCUCUGUGAUUUCUGUCACAUUUGAAGUCUCCAGUGUGAUUUUUACUGAUCGUAAAGUCAGGCCAACAUGGCAGCCAGAGAUUCAGAGCCAAGCAUGGAGGUUUUUACUGCUUUAUGAGGAAGAAAGCUUCUCCUUAUUGAUGAACCUGUAGUUUGUUUGCAAGUCAUUUUAAUUUAAAAAGCCGCAAUAGUAAUAGUGUGUGCGAGUGCUGCCCUCACAUGGUUACCAGCUGUAACUGCACAUCUGGAGGUCAAAACAAAACUUAACUGCACUUUAAAGAAAAGAUGAGAUGCCUAUGAGCUACAUUAUUGUAUUUGCACAACGAGCUCACCAAAACUGUUGUUUGUAAAAUGUCUCUAACGCUGCAGGAUUAAAAGGACGCACACACAGGCUGUAAUGCAGAAAGAAAGCAGUUUGCACAGGUCAUUGUUCCUGCUCCAUAUUAAAGUGCAGUGGUUUUAUAUUACACAGACAUUAGCAGCAGCUUCAAAAUGUUAAAGCUCACGUUUAAUUUGAUUCUUUGAUUACUUGUAACUGUAGUCAAGACAAAAAUCCAGUGAAAGACCAGCUCGCCUUAAACCGAUUUCCAGGAUUUUUUUGCGGGGGGGAGAUGCCUUUUGUGUUUGGGGGGAAAAAUACAUUUUGAAGGUUUAACCUUCACAAUAUUUACCUUACAUAAAUCUUAAAUCUUACAUAAGUUUAUUUAUAUGUACUUUUUCUUGAAUUUGAAGUUUAUUAAAAGUUCUGCUCCUGGCGGGUCUGUAAACACUGAUCCUCGCUAAAGUUUGGAGUUGAAAUACUUCAUUUUCCUCUCGGCGGGUAACAUCAGCCGUGAUAUUUGAUACUGUGUCAUAAUACAUGUAGUAAUAUAGAUAAUUUUGGGUUUUUGUAAGCUUUUGUACGGUUGUGGUUUCAGACCUCUCUCUUGCCUCCAGAUCCAUUUCAGUUUGAAAACAUCAAAACGGUGCAAACAGGUAAAGAUCGGUUUGACAGUGUAAAUGCUAUUUAGAUUUCUCACAUUUUCUACAGAUGAUGUGAUGCUAAAAGGUAAACUCUUAUAUUAUGACAGUAAUACUACUUUAAAAACCAGGUUAAAUCACAGUUAAACUGAUUUAUUGUGGAAAUGCCAUUUUUAAACCUCAGUCUUGAAGAAAUAUUUUUUAAGUUAAAUAAUGUGGCAAAAUGUACAUUUCCACGUAUUUUGGUGUCUGUGUUAAGAUUCUAUCUGGAAUUAGUUCAGUAUUUCUGGGAUAACAUUAACAUGGACCUAAACAAAUGCUCACAUGAAACAAGUUUUUAAAUCAGGGGGUCCACGUAAUCCCCGCAGGACAAAAGUUUAGACUGACAGUUUUUUUUUUCUACUCAUGGAUCUGUAUGAUGUCAUAGAGAGGGGAUAUCCUGAUAUCUCCUACAGAAGCCUAUCACACAGUUCAGUUUAAUUUGUAUGUCUUUUUAUGAGGGGCAGCCAAUCAGAAGAGGGUUGGCUAAUAGGGGGAGGAGCUACAAGAGACAAAUAAGGAUUAUUAUCAACUGAAUUAUGCAGAGCUACUCUAACAUAGCCCAAGAAUAACAAAUACAGAGCUGGAAAUAAUUGAAAAAGCCCCCCUUUAAUCUUACACUUUAGGUAACACUUCCUUAUUUUAUGUUAUUUAUUCUUAAUACUGUUCAUUAACUGUUUUAAACAAGCCAAUAAUAGGUGUAAUAAAAAUUUCAUUUUUGCCUUUGAUUUUCUGGGAUCGGGAGGUAUUUUGUCUUAAAGAUGAAGAUGCCACAUUAGGUGGGACAUACAUGAGGAUCAGUCACUCUGUGGUUUAUUUUUCUUGCCAAUGUUAUAAUUCAGUAGCCUGAAAUCCAUCAUUAUUCCCACACAGCCCUGCUCUUAAACCUCUGACACAUCUGUAAUUUCGACUGAGUUAAUUAAAUGUAAAUAUGUAUUUUAGGGACUCUAUGUCUCUGUGUACAGUUUGUAAAGGACAAACACUGUAAUUAAUGUACAUACCAAUGCUGAAGUUGUACUGCUGCUGGAAGCUUCAUGGUGUAAAUUUGGCUGAAACGAUUCAUAUUUUUUACUUUGUUUUUGUGGCCUUGCUGUUGCUCUCAGCUAAAUCAGACCUAAUGUUAGUGUCUCAGCAAUAAAGCACGCAUCGGUGUAAAGUAAGAAAAGUCGAGCAAAAAGGCCUCCAGAUGUGAUUCAAAGCAAAAAGAAAAACGUGUACAGGAUGCUGCAGGAAAAGAGUCCUCAUCACAACUUUAAAUAUGACCGUGCUUCUGUCUUUGCUGAUGCUUUGAAUGUUUUCACUCCUUCAAAUGUCAUCACAUCUUUGAUUACUUGAAUGUCUGCUUGUUAAAUAACCGGCCAUAUUCACCAGAGAAAAAACAGGCCCAUUAAAGGAACAGUCUGACCUCCAGUCCUGCAGUUUUCUUCACUGAGCACAUCAAAAACAUCCAAAUUAAAACCUUUGUUCUUUUAUGUGAUCUCAGUGCAGGGAGAGAAAUGGGCAAAGAGUCAUUUUGUUCCUUUAAUGAUGAGAAAACAAAGCAACAAACUGCUAUCGUUCAGACUUCAAAGCAAAGCUAUCACUCACCAUAGGAAACAGUGCAGACGCUCCGUUAGCCGAGCGCUUCAUAUCUAUUUUAUCUGAAUGUAAGUGGAAUCUGUGGAGAGAGAAACGUGAAUUUAAAGAUUUCAGGAAACAGAGGAAUGAAAGUAUGACUCGGAUGAAAAAGAAAAGGCAAAUAAUCGAGCUGAAGGAUGAAGCCAUUUGUAGGAAAACCUAUGAACGGAGUGUUUGAGCUAUCAGGGGUUCAGGUUUGAGUGUGUGGUGCACAGAGCUGUAUGUAUGUUUGAUGAAAUGAAAAGAUGAGCAGAAUAAAAUACUUUGAAG
Messenger RNA from Pelmatolapia mariae (spotted tilapia), 5123 nucleotides. RefSeq names its product intermediate filament family orphan 1a (gene iffo1a). NCBI's taxonomy places the organism in Eukaryota, Metazoa, Chordata, Actinopteri, Cichliformes, Cichlidae. The transcript has 10 exons. Bases 239 to 2182 code for a protein of 647 amino acids. The record is from RefSeq and is a predicted model, not a curated record.